Molecule: messenger RNA, 2856 nt
Organism: Dunckerocampus dactyliophorus (ringed pipefish)
Lineage: Eukaryota; Metazoa; Chordata; Actinopteri; Syngnathiformes; Syngnathidae
Gene: cpne2
Product: copine II
Exons: 16
Coding region: 256-1902 (548 amino acids)
Biological process (GO): cellular response to calcium ion
Cellular component (GO): plasma membrane
Molecular function (GO): calcium-dependent phospholipid binding
Source: RefSeq, a predicted model, not a curated record
UUAGCUUGACGCAGCCUUGUGUCGGCGGUGGAAAGAGCGUGUGUCUCUCCUCCGAGGAUGACUUGACGUUGCACGUGCGCGUUCCAGGAUACUGGGGGUAGUAAACAUGUGGACUGCGACUUCUUGUUUAACAAUAGAUCCAUGAGUAAAAAGAUAUAAAGGGACCGCAAUUUGUUUCGCCAACUAAUGAAAUUGGCACUCGAAAAGAAGAAGUUUGACGUCAUUUUUGCACGGGGGGACUAUUAGUGACAUCAGAUGAUGGCCUACACUCUGGGCUCAGCCACUGACGGCCAGACACGCGGUGUAGGACCUCAGCACUGUGUCACACGGGUGGAGCUUUCUGUCACCGCUGCCAGUCUUCUUGACCGAGAUGUAGCCUCCAAGUCAGAUCCGUUCUGUGUUCUCUUCCAUGAAGUGGAUGGAAACUGGGUGGAGCUUGGCCGGACUGAAACAGCUGUUAAUAACCUGAACCCAGUUUUUGGAGUAAAGUUCCAAGUGGACUACCACUUUGAGGAGGUCCAGAAGCUUCGAUUUGCCAUGUUUGAUGAAGACAAGUGUGCCACACAGCUCUACGAACAUGAUUUCCUGGGAGAAUACAUUUGCACACUUGGAGUUAUUGUGUCCAAUAAGAAACUUCACAGACCAUUGGUCUUGGCUAACGGAAAGCCAGCUGGCAAAGGAUCCAUCACAAUAACAGCCCAGGAGCUGUCGGACAACAGAAUCAUCACUUUGACCCUGAGUGGGCGAAAACUGGACAAGAAGGACUUCUUCGGGAAGUCAGACCCAUAUCUGGAGUUUCACAAACAGGGAGAAGAUGAUAAAUGGAUGCUGGUACACCGGACAGAAGUGAUAAAGAACACUUUAGACCCUGCAUGGAAACCUUUUACCGUGCCUCUUGUUUCUCUCUGCAAUGGAGAUGUGGACAGAAACAUCAAGGUUCUGUGUUAUGACUACGACAAUGAUGGCGGCCAUGACUUCAUUGGAGAAUUUCAAACUACAGUGGCCAAGAUGAGUGAAGCGCAGAACUCGGUGGAGGUGGAAUUUGAAUGCAUCAACCCUAAGAAACAAAAGAAGAAGAAGAAUUAUAAGAACUCUGGAAUUAUAAUCCUCAAAUCAUGUAAGAUUACAAGAAACUACACUUUCCUGGAUUACAUACUGGGAGGAUGCCAGCUCAUGUUUACUGUCGGUAUAGACUUCACAGCCUCCAAUGGGAAUCCUCGAGAGCCAUCUUCCCUCCAUUAUAUUAACCCACUAGGCAGCAAUGAGUAUCUUGCUGCUAUUUUAGCCGUGGGACAAAUCAUACAAGACUAUGACACUGACAAAAUGUUUCCUGCUCUGGGAUUUGGAGCCCAACUUCCACCAGACUGGAAGGUGUCACAUGAAUUUGCCAUCAACUUUAACCCCACCGACCCCUUCUGCUCAGGCGUGGAGGGCAUUGCACAGGCUUACUCGGCCUGUCUCCCACACAUUCGUUUUUACGGACCGACAAACUUUGCUCCGAUCAUUAAUCACGUAGCCCGUUUUGCCGCCCAGGCCCUUCAGCAGGAGAAAGCAGCGCAGUACUUCACUCUCCUCAUUAUCACAGACGGUGUCAUCAGCGACAUGGAUGAGACGCGCCAUUCCAUUGUUCAGGCCUCCAAGUUGCCCAUGUCCAUCAUCAUCAUCGGCGUGGGCAAUGCAGACUUUGCUGCCAUGGAGUUUUUGGAUGGCGAUGCCAGCGUUUUGAGGUCCAACACGGGCGAGGAGGCCAUUCGAGACAUUGUGCAGUUUGUUCCCUUUAGGGAUUUCCGUAACGCACCGAAGGAGACCCUCGCCAAGUCAGUCUUGGCAGAGCUGCCUCAGCAGGUCACUCAGUACUUUAAACAGCGGAAUCUACCACCCAUCAACCCGGCGCCAGAGUGAGCGCACCAUAAAGCCCGAACUCAACAAUGUACAAUAGUGCUUCUGUCAACAGCCAGUCCAUAUUGAAAGGUGUACGUCCGCUGUUGCAUAAGACCUCAUAUGUAGAAGACAUCUUGGUAUUAUUUUAGAAUCGUCCAGUUUAAAAGAGUUGACUGGGUGAUGCCCAAUAUGAAUCUAUGAGAAAUCAUGUCUGGCGAGGGUGCAAAGUCAUGUGAAGGUGCAGGUGAAGCAGCCGUCAACUUACAAGGGAGGAAACGGUCGAUUAUUGAGGAUGUCAGUGUUUUGCUUUUUGCUCCUGUGUCUCGUGAUUGAUACCGUGUGAUUCAACGUUGUGGUGUAAAGUCUGCUUGGCUGAACUGUAUCAGUGGUCGUGUGGAUCUUCAGGUAGCAGAUCGGAUGAAGGUUAUUUACGUCUUGCCGACGUGUGAUGCACCCCCGUCACUGUUGCCCCCCCAGCCCCCAUGUAUGUGUGGAGAAGGCAUUCGUUGUGAACGACCAGACGUCCAACAGAACGGGAGGAGGAUGAGCAUGCUGAAGUGGGACAGCUGUGGGAUGCUGCCACCAUUUCACUUGCUCUUGCAAAAUCAUUGUGAUCAUCCUGCAUGUCGCUCGUCACUGUUUACAGUGUUUACGGUUUACAAUGUGCCUAUGGGCACAAAAGCGAGAGGGGUUAUUUUUGUGUUUUAUAAAUAUUUGCCACAUCUGAAGGCAUUAUUAAGUGAAAGAUGCAAAAGAGAUGUUACUGAUAUGCAUAAAUAGUAUAUAUUGACUGAAUAUUUAUAUGAUGUUGUGUAUUGAUAAACCCAUAGUUUUUAUUGUACUUUUUAUGCAGUGCAAAGUUGUGUUAUUAUAUUAUUACAAUGUGUAUCGGUGUCUCUUUGUACUAAGCGUGUUUCUUCAUUUUCUAAAGUUGUGUCCAUGUGAACACUCAGGUAAAUAAACAAAAUAACUACA